Molecule: messenger RNA, 385 nt
Organism: Boleophthalmus pectinirostris (great blue-spotted mudskipper)
Lineage: Eukaryota; Metazoa; Chordata; Actinopteri; Gobiiformes; Gobiidae
Product: solute carrier family 22 member 15-like
Exons: 3
Coding region: 23-385 (120 amino acids)
Source: RefSeq, a predicted model, not a curated record
AAAGCAUCUAUAUAAGUAAAGAAUGUCUGUGUUUUGUCCUCGUAGGUACGCCUGCAGCCUGGUGUAUUACGGUUUGACGCUGGGUGCUGGAGAGACUUCAGGAAAUCGCUUUGUCAAUGUGGCUAUGUACGGCCUUGUAGAGCUGCCCGCAUACCCGCUCUGCAUUUACUUCAUCAACAAACACUGGGCUGGGAGGAGGAAGAGCAUGGCUGGAUUCUUGGGUCUGGCUGGUUCGGCCUGUCUGCUCACCAUGUUUAUCCCUCAAAACACAGAGAUGCUUUUGAACGUGACCUCUUUGGCGCUGUUGGGCAAACUCAUGGUGAGCGCCGCCUUCAACAUCACCUAUGUGUACACGGCAGAGCUCUACCCAACAGUUAUCAGGUAA